Messenger RNA from Cherax quadricarinatus, 1033 nucleotides. NCBI's taxonomy places the organism in Eukaryota, Metazoa, Arthropoda, Malacostraca, Decapoda, Parastacidae. The record is from RefSeq and is a predicted model, not a curated record.
CUUGACAACCAGGUCUGACAACAAUGCCGGUCGACCUGCACUACAUGUUGCCCUCCGCACCCUGCCGAGCUUCCAUGCUGACAGCCAAGGCUGUGGGACUGGAACUCAACCUCAAGCAUCUUGAUGUGUUCGCCAGUGAGCAGAUGAAGCCCGAGUUUUUAGCCAUAAACCCUGAGCACGUCAUUCCUACCUUGGUCGACGGGGACUUUGUUCUUUGGGAAAGUCGCGUCAUCUGUACCUACCUGGCCUCCAAGUAUGGUAAGGACGACUCCCUGUACCCCAGUGACCUCCAGACCCGAGCCAAGGUUGAUAGGCUCCUCUACUUCGACAUGGGAACACUUUUCCAUCGCUUUGGUGAAUAUGUGUUUCCAGUCUUGUUCCGGUCACAAAAGGAGUUCAACCCUGCCAAGCUAGAGAGGCUUCACGAGGCGCUCGGCUGGCUCAACGACCUGCUGGAUGGCCACGACUGGGCUGCGGGCAACACACUCACUGUCGCCGACCACAGCCUGGCAGCUACCGUGGAGACCUUCCUUGCUGCGGACAUUGAUCUCAGUAAGUAUAACAACAUCCUGUCGUGGCUGAAGAGAUGCAACACCAAGAUGGCUGGCUACAAGGAGAUAAAUUUGAAGGGUUCAGAGGAAUUCAAGAAGAUGUUCAAAUCAAGAUCUAGUUCAUAAAUUUAUCAAGAAACAUCCCUAUGAACUUGAGAGCAACAUCUAAUACUGUUCAUUGGUUCCAGGUUUCCAUCCUUACUACUAGACACUCCGCCGUCACUUGACGAAUAUGUACUUCUUAUGCUGCUACAUCUAGCAUGGGCCAGUAGGACUGCAUUAAUGCCUCUUUAUUUUUAUGUUUUUGAAGGAAAGUUGAGUUGGUCUUGAAGCUAAAGACAUACAGCCUCUCGCGUUCUUCUUGACCUAGCAUCGCCUUACCUUGUUCCCUUUAUAUAGCUUCUGUGUCAUUCUUAUGAUUGUAUUCUCUUGAUAAAGCUCCAGGAGAGCAAAAUGUAACCAGGAUAAAUGUCUCAUUAGUU